CUCAGGAAUUAGACGUGCGAUGCGCGGCCUGCUCGCUGAUGCACAUGGAUUGCUGAGGUGCGUGGAGGGUUUGCUGCUUUCUAGGUCCACGACGAGCGAGUGAGUUGGGGCGUGCGCGGGGUCGGGGCUGGGGGGCGUGCUGUUGUUUUCCGGCGAGAUUUCCAAGCGGCAGUGAAAAGUAUCGAUUUGAUUAAUGUGGAAUUGUCUUUUUCCCCAGAGCUACUGAGUGGUGUAAACGCCUCUGCAUUUUGCUUUCGCGCGUUGCGACCUGCCGCCCGAACGCUGCGAUGUCGAUGCGUCUUUCUCGUAUCUGGGCAAGCCGGGCAAGCUGGGGUUGCUCCACUCUCAACCCAGCCCAAAGUCCCGCGUUUGACUUCACUUCAUCCCUCCCGAACAAGACCACGCCUUUUCCUGCGCUCAACCCCCUCACCCCACGCUUCAGUGCAUCUGCAAAACUGUGCGACUGGGUAGUACUUGUUCUCGGACAAGGUUGUGAACUCUCACCAUCGCUUGCCUUCUCGUACGCGCAUUUGUGUCUUCUUCAGCACCUGGCCGCCGCAUCGCUGUAUUCGACUGGAAUUAGACCGGUACUCCUCAGCCAAUUCGAACAUCUUCUGCAUUGCCACUGUCUCAACCAUUCAAGAGGCACGAUGUCGCACGAAGACUAUCAGCUUGAUGCUGGCCACCUCUGGGUUUCAUACAUCAGGGAGUCGCCUGCGGUACUCUGUGUUGCCGUAAGAAGGCCAAAUAAAGUAAGAAGACGCAUGAGCUAUAAGAGAAGAUUCCAAAUACAUCCGGGAGGGACGAUACCAUAUCCUGGAACAUGGAUCACAAUGUGCCAGCGUAGCGAACAUUGGGGAUGGUCAUCGCGACCAGGCCCGUCAGGGCGGUUUGACGUUUCCAAUCACGCGAACACAUCUCAACUUACUCCUAGUAAGAGACUACGAAAUGCCUCGAUGUUUCAAGACCCUGCUGCGACGCCGUCCAUGACUAAUCAUCGUCCCUCCAAUCCUCUCCGUCUUCCGCUCCCGCCUUCCGCCCCCCCAGCAACCGAACUCACGGUGACGCUGGAACCUUCCAGAAACCUCACUCGUCCGCGCGAGUCAUCAGAACGCGCUCGAUUAGACUUUCUUGGCAGUCAUACUGCCGCACACCUCCUACAGACCUUUGAAUUUUCAAUUUCUUGAAUCUUCAGUCGACGAUUCACCCAUCGUCGCCCCUCUUGCUCUUCCCCCCUGCAAAGGGCCAUUCAACUACCACCCUCGAGGGUUCGCCGACCCUGGUCCCCCUUCACUGGGCUUUCAAAUCACCACCCACCCCUAUUUCCUCUCCCUCACCUCCUUGCCGCCUACCACCACCCCUGAGAGUUCACCGACUCUCGCCCCCCUGCAAAGGGCUAUUCAACUACCACCCUCGAGGGUUCGCCGACCCUGGUCCCCCUUCAAUGGGCUAAU
Messenger RNA from Neohortaea acidophila, 1454 nucleotides. RefSeq lists its product as uncharacterized. The transcript has 2 exons. Bases 288 to 1187 code for a protein of 299 amino acids. Lineage: Eukaryota; Fungi; Ascomycota; Dothideomycetes; Mycosphaerellales; Teratosphaeriaceae. The record is from RefSeq and is a predicted model, not a curated record.